AUGACUAGGAUUUAUGAUGCCCAUCUCACAAGGGGUAACCUUUCCACUGUGCUGGGGCACAACCUUGUUACCAAUGUGGAGGAAAAAUGUAUGACUAAUGCCAAUGUGCCUAGAAUUGCAAGAAGGGAAAGAAAUGAGGCGGAAGGGAUGGAAAAGACAUGGUUAAGAAAAGAGAGGAAGAAAGGAAACUUAAUGGAGGAGGGUGUGAAGCCAACUACCAACCUCUUGAGCUCAAAGAUUUCAACAGAUAUUAGGAACCAGCUUGCAAAAUCUUACCACACACCACCAAGUACCAUGACUAGGAUUUAUGAUGCCCAUAUUACAAGGGGUAACCUUUCCACUGUGCUGGGGUACAACCUUGUUACCAAUGUGGAGGAAAAAUGUAUGACUAAGGCCAAUGUGGCUGGAAUUGGAAGAAGGGAAAGAAAUGAGGCGGAAGGGAUGGAAAAGACAUGGGUAAGAAAAGAGAGGAAGAAAGGAAACUUAAUGGAGGAGGGUGUGAAGCCAACUACCAACCUCUGA
Messenger RNA from Ilex paraguariensis (yerba mate), 522 nucleotides. NCBI's taxonomy places the organism in Eukaryota, Viridiplantae, Streptophyta, Magnoliopsida, Aquifoliales, Aquifoliaceae. The record is from the annotation of a GenBank genome assembly.